CCCGCCCAGUAUUUCAGCUCUAAAGAGGAGAAGAAUCGCAGUUUCAUUUUCUGCGCACUUCAAACCCUUGAGGUAAACUUUUGAACACGAAAAUACCCCAAACUCCAUUUCUUUUGUAGGCGUGUGCAGGAUCUCUUUGAACUGAUAAAUCUGAAACGUAUGAAUACAAAAUGCUAAGCUGGAUGCUCCAGUUUAUCUGACAUUAAACAGUCAAUGGCAAUACAGUGGAAAGCAGUUACAGUACCAGUUCCAGUUGCAGAGCCAAGGACCACAAACCCCAUAAUAGAAUGCAUCAUUAACAAAAACCUUAAGAAGUUAAAGAAACUACUCAGAGGAUGUGAUAUUAAUGGACUCUAUUCUUCUGCACUUUGGAGUGAUGAUCUUACGCUGCUGUCGGCUGCAGCUGGUAGUGCAAAUGAAGAGAUCUGUGACUUUCUCCUGAGAGAGCAGGCAGACCCUAAUAAAGCCUCAACAAACAGGCUAGUACCACUGCACUAUGCUGCAUGUACACAAGGAGUUCCACUCAGUAUAGUGAAAAGAUUACUUGCAGCAAAAGCCAAUCCAGAUGGCCAUCAAACACAAUUUUUUACACCAUUACAGUUUGCUGCUGAUAAUAACAGAGAAGACAUGGUCGAAGCUCUUAUAGACGCUGGAGCUUCUAUUGACAGAAAUUACAGACUACACCCAGAUAUCGGUAAGAAACUAGAGACUAUUGUUCAUCGGUUACCUUCAGGGACUGAAGCUUUUGAGAAAUGCAGGCUCUUUUUUAAACUGACUACAUUAGUUUCCAAGAAAACUCAGGAAGAACUUUUCAACCUUUUUAAGGAACAAUUUCUUGAAGAACAUCCAUUCAGCCAUAUUACCCUUCUUGAAAAUUACUUUAAUGUCAUUGGUCGAGGUGCUGAACAAUUUCGACUAAGUAGCAUCAAGUGGCUGAAGGACUCCAAGAACACUGACACUUACAUUGAAGGGUUCAUCCAGCGCUUUCCCAGAAUACCUAAUGAGCAUCAGCUAAUUGCACUGAACACUUUAGAGGCUGUAAUACGCAUGAUGAAAGAAAUAUCUCCCCAAGUCUUUGAUGAGAUUGGAUCCAUUCUGAUAAAAAGUUUACAUCCUGCUGGCUCCACUCAGGAAGAUGUAUACAAUCAGCUGAUCCUGAACAUACUUUGUGUGAUUAUAGAGAAGUUCUCAAAGCACAACGCUGGUGCUGACGUUCUUAAUGUUUCUGUUCUUCAGAACUUAUGCACUGGUCUUAUACCUCUCACCAGUCCUAAGUAUUCACCUGAUGUCAGCAUUCUUACUUAUCGAUUGUUUGCUGAUCUUUAUGAGUUCAUCCCAGAACAUAUUCAUUCAUGUGGAUUACUCUCAGUGCCUGAUAGGGUACUUGAUGCUGCAGAGAUAAAGAUGGAUGAUGUCAUUAAGGAGAAGCUGCAAAAACUGAACACAGAUCUCAAACAUCCACAUCCAAGUUCAGGGGCCAUAGGUAGUUUAUGUGAGGGAGUGGAGAACAUGCUGCCAAAGAGGAAAAAGAAGAAGAAAAAGAAGAAGAAGAAAGAAGCACAGCAUCAGAUGACAUCAAAAGAAGAUGAGGGUCAUGAAACAAAAGAGUAUACAGACACAACCAUGACUUCAGUUGAGGAAUCAAAUUCCACCGUGCAUCCAUUUACAUCUACUACAGGACGUCCAAAACUACCAAGAAGUUGGCUCCAAAUUAGCCAACAUUGGAGGCCCAAGCUGGAGAAACUUGCUAAUACAGAUGCGAGUAAGGUUUAUAGACUCAGGAGUCUUACAAUUGGUGUUGGCCCGGAGUUCCAGAUAGCUAAAGGAAGUGAUGGAACAGAGGUUUUUCUUGGUCUGAGGGAUGAUGGCACUGAGGUAGCUGUGAAACGAAUGCUUAAGUCCAAUUAUCAAGUCCUCAAAAAUGAAGAGGAGUUUUUAAGGCUUCCAGAACUCGACAAUCCUUCUAUUGUGCGAUAUGUGGACUUUGCAGAAGAUGAACAUUUUGGCUAUCUUGGCCUUCAACUUUGUGAAUACACACUGGAAGAAUACAUCCAAGGACAUUUGCCUGAAGACAGUUGUGAGCAGCUUGCUGUCCUGAAGAAGAUUGUGAAGGAUGUGCUGUCCAGCCUUGGAGUUCUUCACAGGGAAGAUAUCAAAGUGCUCCAUCGGGACAUCAAACCACAGAAUGUUCUGAUGGAUAUAACUGGAAAAGCGAGAUUAGCUGAUUUUGGUAUAAGCCGGAGGCUGAAUUUAGGACAAACGACACUGCGCACUACUGCUGCUGGAACAAAGUUCUGGAAAGCCAGGGAGACCAUUGAAGAGGAUGAUUACAGUGCAUACAAGAGGAGUUCGGACAUUCAGGUUGCAGGAAUGUUAGUAUAUUACAUCCUCUCUGGUGGACACCAUCCUUUUGGUAAAGGGGCUCGUUGUGAGAGUAACAUUCUUGAUGGGAAGUACUCGCUGGAACAUCUGGAAGAUGACAUGGCGAAGGACCUGGUGGAGUGCAUGAUCAGUCAUGAUCCAAAGAAGAGACCUAAAGUAGAGGAGGCCCUUGCUCAUCCCUUCUUUUGGAAAGAUGAGAACAGAGUGGAGUAUUUACAGAAGCUGGGGAAUGUGAAACAGGUGCAGAACUAUCUCAAACCUGAUGAGGAGCUGCUUCAUGCCAUAGAAGAAAUGGCCAUUGGGAAGACCUUCUCAAAAUGGAAAACAAAAUUCCCUGAUGAAAUUGUGCAAAAAGUAGACAGUAAGAAAAAGCCCUACCCAGAGAACUUGCUUGGCCUACUGCGAUUCAUACGCAAUCUGUACCCUGAUGAUGCAGAAAAAAUAAACCUGAUGACCUUAUUUCCUGACCUUUUUGGAAAUGCUUUCAAGUUUGCCCAAGCGAGAGGAUGGAACACUACACCAAGUCUGAGAAAACUGCUGAGAUCUGUACCUGUAUAUGACGACUAAAUAACAUGAACUAAAGGUUAAAUGAUGUGACCUCAGCUGUUUUUGGUUUUCACCACUGUUAUGAUAUUAGCAUUGCAAAAUAAUUACUCGAUCUGUAAUAAGAAAAGCUGAUUUCUAUGUGUUUUUAUCACUUCCCAAUACUUUUGUACUUAAAAGUAAGGUGGAUUCUGGUGUUCUGGGCCAUCAGGUAAUCUGAGACACUUUAAGAGGUUCCAAUUCCACAAUCAGUAUCAUCAAAUAAUCUUUUUAAAUAUGUGAAAAUAUUUUUUUAAUAUGUGAAAAUAUUUUUAAGGUGAACUCAAGCAAGGUAAUGGUUUCAUCAAUGAGGGCCUGCAACAUAAGUAUAACUACAUGAUCUGAUCAUGAUCUAAAACCUGAAUCCACCCUAACGUCAAAAUAUAAAAAUAUACAGGUUUUGUUUCUGUCCUCAGAAAGGGUUUCUGUCAGAGCUGAUGUUUGCUGCUUUGUUAUACUUUAUUGUUUUUUUGGAAAUGGUGUUCUUAUGAUCACAGUUCAACAUCAGAUAGCUUUAAUAUUUUUGUCUGUGAACACAAUUUUUAAUAAAUACCACUAUAUUAACCUUAUUUAGAUUGUUCUCUUAAAUAAACUCUACUUGUACUCAA
Molecule: messenger RNA, 3572 nt
Organism: Pygocentrus nattereri (red-bellied piranha)
Lineage: Eukaryota; Metazoa; Chordata; Actinopteri; Characiformes; Serrasalmidae
Exons: 7
Coding region: 214-2949 (911 amino acids)
Biological process (GO): IRE1-mediated unfolded protein response; intrinsic apoptotic signaling pathway in response to endoplasmic reticulum stress; protein phosphorylation
Cellular component (GO): IRE1-TRAF2-ASK1 complex
Molecular function (GO): ATP binding; RNA endonuclease activity; protein serine/threonine kinase activity
Source: RefSeq, a predicted model, not a curated record